Messenger RNA from Amphiprion ocellaris (clown anemonefish), 2447 nucleotides. It is a transcript of the gene nudt4a, whose product is annotated as nudix (nucleoside diphosphate linked moiety X)-type motif 4a. Gene Ontology annotation, molecular function: endopolyphosphatase activity; diphosphoinositol-polyphosphate diphosphatase activity; bis(5'-adenosyl)-pentaphosphatase activity. The record is from RefSeq and is a predicted model, not a curated record. The transcript is spliced from 5 exons. NCBI's taxonomy places the organism in Eukaryota, Metazoa, Chordata, Actinopteri, Pomacentridae. Bases 457 to 1014 code for a protein of 185 amino acids. Gene Ontology annotation, cellular component: cytoplasm; nucleus. Gene Ontology annotation, biological process: diphosphoinositol polyphosphate metabolic process; diadenosine hexaphosphate catabolic process; adenosine 5'-(hexahydrogen pentaphosphate) catabolic process.
UGCGGAUCUCAGAGCAGCACCUGAAAGCAGCAUCACUCACCUCACACACGUUUUAUUGCUGAGCAGAACCCGCAGCUCCAAAAGAGACUGUUAAUGGGUGUUCAUUUCUCCCGGUAACGAUGAACCGGGAGCUCGGACGGUCGGUGAGCGUAACGUGGAGCAGCGGGCCGCUUGUUGCGCAGCUCCCAGAUCAGCUGGCAGCAGAUGUGAGCGAGUUUUGUUGAGGCAGGCGUGUUGACAGCAGCAGUAAAGCAGCAAGUGAAGGUAGGAAGCUGCAAUAUGCGACCAGAUGCAGCCUGACACUGGAAUGAAUGAACCCGCAGCACGUUUUCUAACCGGGACCGAGUAAAGGAGCGAAGUUGGCUCUCGGAAACCACUUUCUCCGCUCGAAUACGCCUUUUUUUGGGCAAGAUAUUUCCCUCCACUCUCCUGGAGAAUCGACGAUCAGGAUCCUAUAUGAUGAAGUUUAAGCCCAACCAGACCAGGACGUACGACGGUGAAGGGUUCAAGAGAAGAGCUGCGUGUUUGUGCUUCAGGAACGACUCGGAGGACGAGGUGCUGCUGGUGAGCAGCAGUCGACAUCCAGACCAAUGGAUUGUGCCUGGAGGAGGAAUGGAGCCUAACGAGGAGCCCUGUGGAGCCGCCGUCAGGGAGGUGUAUGAGGAGGCUGGUGUGAAGGGAAAGCUCGGCAGACUACUUGGGAUUUUUGAGCACAAUCAAGACAGAAAGCACAGGACUUAUGUCUAUACCCUGAUAGUAACAGAGAUGCUGGAAGACUGGGAGGACUCUGUCAACAUUGGAAGGAAGAGGAAGUGGUUCAAGGUUGACGAAGCCAUCAGGGUGCUGCAGAGCCACAAGCCUGUCCACGCCGAGUAUCUACGCAGACUCACGGACACCUGCAGUCCUGCGUGCAGCCCGACUAAUGGCAACGCCCCGAGCUCCCAAGUGAUGGACAACAACACACCUCACUGUGUUGUUUGCUCCACACAGAGCUCAGAUCUGGUCAACAGAUAGGAGCAUCUUCACCAGCAGGCAGUUCUUCUGAGAGGACAUAUGAUCUGAGAUAGACUUUAAUUACCAAUGCAGCCUCUCCAUAUGUACAGAACGAACUCCUUGGAAUCGAGCUGAACCCCAUUUGAAGUGGGAGUGAAGAGUGCCAAAACGUUUUCCACAUGUAUUUGAGUUUUUACGGAUGCUUUUUAACAACCAUCACCAGCUAAUAGAACAACGUGUCUCUUUAAAAGCUUUAGACGGAUUCUCUCAGUGUGCUGCUUAUGCAAUCUUCUGGUCCUUUUUAGUCUUACAUGCUGAAUAUUUGACUGGCAGUGCACACAGUGUGUUGGUGGUUUCCUGGAGGCCGAUACUGGGAAAUGUUGGCUCUAGGAGAAAACCGUUUUCCCGCAGUGACUCAGUGCCAAAUAAUGUCCUUCUGCAAGAAGAGUAGCUACAAGUGUGUGAAUCCUUUUAUUACGAUUCAGUUUUUUGUGAAUUAUUUUUUUGGUGUAGGUUAUGCCUUGUGGGGAAUUUUGCGUAAAGAGAGUUGGGGUAGAGUCUACUUUGAUGCAACAUGUGUGAACAAUGUUGUUCCGCCUGUAAUUACCACCUUUAAAGUGCACACAGUAUCAUCUCUAAUCAUUGGUAACAUUGAACUCUGUAAUAAACAUUAGGAGAAUAUGUGCACACUGCCCACCACACUGAGAUGAAGCCUUAGAUAGUCUGGCCUCAGACAUCCCUUAAUGUGUAUUUAUGUGAUUAUAUUGUCAGUUCAUAGUGUGAAAACUGUAAAACUGAGCAAGUUACAGAAGAUUACUACCAAUAUAAGCUUUUCUAUAGUGGAAUCAAACCCCAGACAAAGACACUACAAACACACGCUGUAUCCAAAACAAAUAGUACAGAGACGUGUUAUUUCUUAAUAACACAUCCUCAGACUAUUAAGUGCAUUUGGCAACUGUGCAGACAAUAAGGAGGCCUUGGUUUUAUGGGAGAGUUGGUAUCGUGUUUUUGUCUGAUUCUUUUAAGUGCCUUCACAAACACGACACUAAAUUAUGUUUAAUUUUCAGCUUUCAGCACUGACUUGAAGCACUACAAAUGGCCUUUUCUGAAACAAGCCUCUUAUUUUUUCAGCUUGGUUAGGAUUGGAAUUAUAGGAUGUUCAUGUAAAUGUGGGUUUGUUGUUACAUAUGAAUGUACAGUAUUUAGAGUGCCCUAACUGAAUUUAUUUAUGUUUCAUCAUGGUCGGUGUGUAGACCAGCCUUUUUCUUUUUUUGGGGGAGUAACAAUCUUAAAAAGAGUGGUGCAAAUUAUGUGAUCAUUUCCCUAAAUUUGACUGUCAGUGGCUAAAUUGGAAAGAUCACCAUUUUUCUAUUUGUGCGUGUUAGACUGGAAUAUUCUGCUGUGCACCAUUAUGUUGAAUAUAAAACAUUUAAAUAAAAAAAUUAUAAUUCUUA